AAGGGCGGGACGAAGAUUCCAUGCGAGCGCCAGCGAAUAGUGUUAGUUCUGGAUAGUUGAUAGCUGGAGGAGGAGGCGAAUCGGUCUUCGUUUGCCCAACUUCACCGGAUUUCUCCUCGAACCGAGAACUCGUUCGGUCACCGUUUAGACAUGUCCUAUGAAACUAAAUAUAUAUUUGCAACAUUGCCCCGCACGCAGAGAGGCCAACCUUUAGUUCUCGGUGGUGAUCCAAAGGGGAAGAAUUUUUUAUACACCAAUGGGAACAGUGUUAUCAUUAGAAAUAUCGAUAAUCCAGCAAUUGCAGACAUUUAUACGGAACAUUCUUGUGCAGUGAACGUAGCAAAGUAUUCGCCUAGUGGUUUCUAUAUAGCAUCUGGAGAUCAGUCCGGUAAGGUACGUGUUUGGGAUACAGUGAAUAAAGAACACAUCUUGAAAAAUGAAUUUCAUCCGAUCGGAGGUCCCAUUAAAGACAUCGCGUGGUCACCCGAUAACCAGCGUAUGGUCGUUGUCGGGGAAGGCAGAGAAAGAUUCGGUCACGUCUUCAUGGCAGAGACUGGUACAUCCGUAGGAGAGAUUUCUGGCCAGUCCAAGCCCAUCAAUUCCUGUGACUUCAGGCCCACAAGGCCAUUUAGACUGAUUACUGGAAGCGAAGACAAUACCAUCGCGGUAUUCGAAGGCCCUCCAUUUAAGUUCAAGAUGACUAAACAGGAUCACAGCAGAUUUGUUCAAGCAGUACGUUAUUCCCCUUCUGGGAACCUUUUUGCUUCCGCAGGAUUUGAUGGGAAAGUAUUUAUUUACGAUGGAACUUCAUCGGACCUCGUAGGUGAAGUUGGUUCUCCCGCUCAUCAAGGUGGAGUGUACGGGGUAGCAUGGAAGCCGGAUGGUACGCAGCUUUUAACUGCUUCCGGUGAUAAGACCUGUAAAUUGUGGGACGUUGAAACACGAUCGUUAAUCAACGAGUUUCCAAUGGGAACGACUAUUGACGAUCAACAAGUAAGCUGUUUGUGGCAAGGAAAGCAUUUAUUGACGGUUUCACUCAGCGGGUUCAUCAAUUAUCUUAACGUAGAUGAUCCUGAAAAACCUAUUAGAAUAGUUAAGGGACACAACAAGCCUAUCACAGUAUUAACGUUAAGUCCCGAUAGAAGUACGAUUUAUACUGGAUCUCACGACGGUUACGUGACCAACUGGAAUGCCGAAACUGGCGAAAACGAUCGCGUUAAGGGCCACGGCCAUGGCAAUCAAAUUAAUGGAAUGAAAGCUUCGAAGAAUGUGUUAUACACUGCCGGUAUCGACGAUACCUUAAGAGCUAUCGAUCUAGCGGAAAACGCUUAUUCGGAGACAUCGGUUAAAUUAGACUCCCAACCUCGGGGUCUGGAUAUACACGGAGACGACACGGUUGUCGUUGCUUCCGUUAAACAGAUCACGGUCACUCAAGGUGGAAGAAAAGUGUCUAGCUUGCCAAUUGAAUACGAACCAUCCUGCGUGUCCAUAAACCAGGAAAACGGUGACGUUGCCGUUGGAUCUACCUCGGAUAAUAAGGUAUUCAUUUACGAAUUGGCAGGGACAACUUUGACUGCCAAAUCCGAAUUGGAGCAUUUGGGUCCCGUGACCGAUGCUGCUUACAGUCCAGACAACAAAUUUCUAGUUGCCUGUGACGCCAACAGAAAGGUCAUUCUCUACUCUCUUCCAGAGUAUCAGCUCGCGCACAACAGGGAAUGGGGUUUCCAUAACGCGCGAGUGAAUUCCGUUGCCUGGGCCCCCGAUGGAGCUAUGGUGGCAAGUGGAAGUCUAGACACGACCAUCAUUAUUUGGAGCGUAACGAAUCCAGCCAAACACACGAUCAUUAAAAACGCGCAUCCGCAAAGUCAAAUCACCCGUCUGGUGUGGUUAGACGAGGAAACGUUGAUCUCCGUUGGUCAGGAUUGCAAUACAAAGGUAUGGCGCGUGGAAAAGAUUUAAAAAGGGCAUCGCGGGUGAAGGUGCGCGGGUAAUUCGCGCUAUCUCGUUUUUGAGACACGGCUUACAUUAACUCGUUAGGUGUAUUUUAUUUAUUUUGAUUUAUAUACUCAUGAAAUAUUGUAUAUUAUUUUGGAUACGAUCUCUUGAUAUACCGAUUAAAUGGAUAAACGUGU
Molecule: messenger RNA, 2132 nt
Organism: Orussus abietinus
Lineage: Eukaryota; Metazoa; Arthropoda; Insecta; Hymenoptera; Orussidae
Gene: flr
Product: actin-interacting protein 1
Exons: 13
Coding region: 151-1959 (602 amino acids)
Biological process (GO): positive regulation of actin filament depolymerization; actin filament depolymerization; locomotion
Cellular component (GO): cortical actin cytoskeleton
Molecular function (GO): actin filament binding
Source: RefSeq, a predicted model, not a curated record